Messenger RNA from Impatiens glandulifera, 1161 nucleotides. RefSeq names its product zinc finger BED domain-containing protein RICESLEEPER 2-like. Lineage: Eukaryota; Viridiplantae; Streptophyta; Magnoliopsida; Ericales; Balsaminaceae. The record is from RefSeq and is a predicted model, not a curated record. The transcript is spliced from 4 exons. Bases 1 to 1161 code for a protein of 386 amino acids.
AUGGCGGCGACGGUGAAGACGAGAAUGGGCGGCGGCGAAGGGAAGAAAACUAUGAUCGAGAUAAAUGAUGAUGAAUGUGAUGGUACCUUGCGAAUUGAGAAUGUAAAUGUUGAUGGAGAGAAAUAUAAGAAAGAAGGUAAAGAUGAUGAAGUUGAGGAAGAAGGUAAAAAUGUGGAAGAUGGUAAAGAUGAUGAAAUUGAGGAAGAUAUGGGGCAUUUUGAAAGGAAAAAGAGAAAGAAAGUUUCCAAAGCUCAUACCGAAUUCAUUGAAGUGAUCGGAAAUGAUGGAAAUUUUAAGAUUUCUCGUGCCACGACAAAGAAAGAUGUCAUUAAUGUAUAUGACAUAGAGAAGAAAAAAUUACAAUUGGCGUUGAGAGACAUCAAUAAGAUUUCCUUAACCACGGACAUUUGGAAGUCAAAGGUGCAAAAGAUUUCUUAUAUGUGUGUCACUGGUCACUUUGUUGAUUCAAAUUGGAACCUUCACAAACGACUUCUUAGCUUCAUACCUCUACCUCCUCCACAUGCUGGUCAUGAUAUAUUUAAUGGGCUUAUAAAGUGUACAAAAUAUUUGGGGAUAGAGCAUAAAGUCUUCACUAUCUCUGUGGACAAUGCCUGGAAUAACGAUUCAGCAAUUCAAAUUUCUAAAGAAACAUUCUCUAAGAGUCGUAAGUUUCCAUUGGAAGGUAAGUUGUUUCAUGUUCGGUGUACUACACAUAUGUUGAACAUUAUUGUUCAAGAUGGUCUUUAUGAGAUUCAAAAUAUUAUUGAUGAUGUCAAAAAGAGUGUGCGAUUUAUUAACCAAUCAGAGUCUAGGUUGAGAAAAUUCUCAGAUGUUGUGCAUCAUUUAGGAAUCCAAGUAAAUAAAUUGAUCAUUGAUUGUCUAACUCGUUGGAAUUCUACAUAUAAGAUGUUAGUUGAGGCAUAUAAAGUUAAGGAUGCAUUUCCUAUAUUUAAAGAUGGUGAACUUUUUUAUCAUCAUUGUCCUAGCCUUGAUGAUUGGAAAAAAGUGAAGGAUGUUACUGAUAUUUUAGAGGUUUUUAAUGAAGCGACUCAUGUAAUUUCUGGAGUUAAUUAUCCUACUUCAAAUGUUUAUCUUGCUGUUAUUUGGAGAGUCAAGCAUGUAUUGAAUGAAAAAGAAAAUGAUGUUGAUGAGUUUAUUUGA